UGGGUCACUCUGUAAAACAGACCAGACACCGCAUAAAGUCAACAGGAAGUGGGUGUUUCUGUGAGUUCCUGUUAACACACUGAGGUGGAGCUGAAACUUGAUCCUGAUGCCGGAAGUCCUACACACUUUGUGUCGCAGCCUUCAUUCGUGAAUGUAGAAAAGGUAAAAUUAGAAUCCUGUAACUGUGUGCUUUGUGUGGUACUGAACGUCACCGGUGCUAACCGCGCAGCUCCGUCACAAACGGACCAAACUCGAGCUGAAAACGUCCGUUUGGGUCCAGUCAGCGUUUGGUUUCGAUCUCUUUGUGACGGCGGACGCGUGGAGGCCAACGGUCACCUUAUCGUGGUGUUGUCGAAGUGAACACAUCAAGAGUGUCAACAACACCGGGAUAAAGAAAAAAAUAUUUCUGCAAUUGUGAGAGACAACAGAAAAUACAGGAUUUAGCAGAUUUAAAAGAGGAAGAAGUCACGUGAUCUGCAGUUGUUGUCACGCGUCUGUUUAGUCAUGUUUUAACUGUCGAGACAGAACAUGCAGAAUAUGGAGUUUUACAUGUUGGGUGUUGACUGGAUGUAAAGAAUACAAAUUUAAUAUGUCAGUGGUUGAGAAACGGGACCAGAUGACUGACCCACAGAACUAAGACAAGCUGGCUCAAGAACAAAGACAGUCUCAUCAUGGAGACAGCAAGCGAAACAGAAAAGGGUGCGACAGGUGUACCGGCCACCAUGAUUCAGCCUGAGGAGGAACAAGAGGAAGUCCAGCCCUGCAGCAUCUCCCUGAUGACAAAGCAGAGGCCUGAGAAGGACAAAUCAGAUUCUCCUGCUCCAAGUUGUAUGUCCAUGAAGAGUGACAGAUCUAUAGACGUCCCCCUAUCUUUCAACCAGCAAGACUCAGUCACAAAGCCUGAGAAGGACCAAUCAGAUUCUCCUGCUCCAAGUUGUGUGUCCAUGAAGAGUGACAGAUCUAUAGACGUCCCCGUGUCUUUCAACCAGCAAGACUCAGUCACAAAAGUUUGCCAGGACACGUCAGAGGAUUUCACUGGCUCUCGAGCAGACCUGGACUCCAUAUUUAUGCUUCUUGAGGAGAAUAUUGUAGCGUUUGUGAAAAAGGAGCUGAAGAAGUUCGAGAGGAUUCUGAGUCCAGAUUACCCAGAAUUCUCUGCAGACCAGCGUGAAAAUAAGGAGGUGAAGGGUGAGGAGGAUGAGCAGACGAGGAGCAGCAGAGACGCAUUUCUGAAGAUCACACUGCAGUUCCUGAGGAGCAUGAAGCACGAGAAGCUGGCUGACUCUCUGCAGAACAGAACUACGGUCUGUCAUCAUAAACUCAAAUCCAAUCUGAAGAAGAAGUAUGAGUGUGUGUUUGAGGGGAUUGCUAAAGCAGGAUGUCCAACCCUUCUGAAUCAGAUCUACACAGAGCUCUACAUCACAGAAGGAGGGACUGCAGAGGUCAAUGAAGAACAUGAGGUCAGACAGAUCGAGACAGCAUCCAGGAAAUCCAGAAGACCAGAAACAACAAUCAGACAUGAAGACAUCUUUAAAGCCUCACCUGGAAGAGAUGGACCAAUCAGAACAGUGAUGACAAAGGGAGUGGCUGGCAUUGGGAAAACAGUCUUAACACAGAAGUUCACUCUGGACUGGGCUGAAGACAAAGCCAACCAGGACGUCCACUUCACAUUUCCAUUCACUUUCAGAGAGCUGAAUGUGCUGAAGGAGAAGAAGUUCAGCUUGGUGGAACUUGUUCAUGACUUCUUCACUGAAACCAAAGAAGCAGGAAUCUGCAGGUUUGAAGAGUUCCAGGUUGUGUUCAUCUUUGACGGUCUGGAUGAGUGUCGACUUCCUCUGGACUUCCACAGCAAUGAGAUCCUGACUGAUGUCACAGAGUCCACCUCAGUGGAUGUGCUGCUGACAAACCUCAUCAGGGGGAAUCUGCUUCCCUCUGCUCGCCUCUGGAUAACCACACGACCUGCAGCAGCCAAUCAGAUCCCUCCUGAGUGUGUUGACAUGGUGACAGAGGUCAGAGGGUUCACUGACCCACAGAAGGAGGAGUACUUCAGGAAGAGAUCCAGAGAUGAUGAGGAGCAGGCCAGCAGAAUCAUCUCCCACAUCAAGACAUCACGAAGCCUCCACAUCAUGUGCCACAUCCCAGUCUUCUGCUGGAUCACUGCUACAGUUCUGGAGGAUGUGUUGAAGACCAAAGAGAGAGUAGAGCUGCCCAAGACCCUGACUGAGAUGUACAUUCACUUCCUGGUGGUUCAGUCCAAAGUGAAGAACAUCAAGUAUGAUGGAGGAGAUGGGACAGAUCCACAGUGGAGUCCAGACAGCAGGAAGAUGAUUGAGUCUCUGGGAAAACUGGCUUUUGAGCAGCUGCAGAAAGGAAACCUGAUCUUCUAUGAAUCAGACCUGACAGACUGUGGCAUCGAUAUCAGAGCAGCCUCAGUGUACUCAGGAGUGUUCACCCAGAUCUUUAAAGAGGAGAGAGGACUGUACCAGGACAAGGUGUUCUGCUUCGUCCAUCUGAGCGUUCAGGAGUUUCUGGCUGCUCUUCAUGUGCAUCAGACGUUCAUCAACUCUGGUGUCAACCUGCUGUCAGAGGAACAAUCAACCUCUUGGUGGUCUAAAUUGUUCGGAAACACAUCUGAAGUCUUCUACCAGAGUGCUGUGUACAGGGCCUUACAGAGUCCAAAUGGACACCUGGAUUUGUUCCUCCGAUUCUUGUUGGGUCUUUCACAGUCAGCCAAUCGGACUCUCUUACGAGGCCUGGUGACACAGACAGGAAGCAGUUCACUGGCUGAUCAGAGAACAGUCCAGUAUAUCAAGACAAAAAUGAAUGAGAAUCUGUCUGCAGAGAGAAGCCUCAAUCUGUUCCACUGUCUGAAUGAAAUGAAGGACUGUUCUCUUGUAGGGGAGAUCCAACAGUCCCUGAGUUCAGGACGUCUUUGCACAGAGAAACUGUCUCCUGGUCAGUGGUCAGCCCUGGUCUUCAUCUUACUGUCAUCUGAAAAAGAUCUGGAAGUGUUUGACCUGAAGAAAUAUUGUGGUUCCGAGGAGACUCUUCUGAGGCUGCUGCCAGUUGUCAAAGUUUCCAACAAAGCUCUGUUGAGUUGCUGUAAUUUGUCAGAGAAGAGCUGUGAAGCUCUGUCCUCAGUUCUCAGCUCUUCGUCCUCCAAUCUGAGAGAGCUGGACCUCAGUAACAAUGACCUGCGGGAUUCAGGAGUGAAGCUACUGUCUGCAGGACUGAAGAGUCCAAACUGUAGACUGGAGGUUCUCAGGCUCUCAGGCUGUCUGAUUACAAAGAAAGGCUGUGCUUCUCUGGCCUCAGCUCUGAGGUCCAACCCCUCCCAUCUGAGAGAACUGGACCUGAGCUACAAUCAUCCAGGAGAGUCAGGGGUGAAGCUGCUUUCUGAGGGACUGAAGGAUCCAAACUGGAGAUUGGACACACUCAGGGUGGAACAGGAUGAAUUACAAUCAAUGAAACCUGGUCUGAGAAAGUAUGCCUGUGAAGUCAUACUGGACCCAAACUCGGCAAACAAAAAGCUCAUACUGUCAGAGCGCAACAGGACGGUGACGGUGGGGAAGGAGAACCAGCCGUAUCCUGAUGAUCCACAGAGAUUUGACUGCUGGAAACAGUUGCUGUGUACACAUGGUCUGACUGGUCGCUGUUACUGGGAGGUCCAGUGGAAAGGACAUGUUUAUAUUGCUGUGGCAUACAAAGGAAUCGGAAGGCGGGGAGAAGGUAACAGAUACUGUCUUGGAAGGAAUGAUCAGUCCUGGAGUCUGAGCUGCUCUGAUGGAGGUUUCUCUGGCCUGCACAGUGACAUAAGAGUGUCACUCCAUACCCCCCCUGUGAAGAGAGUGGGAGUGUACCUGGACUGGCCUGCUGGCACUCUGUCCUUCUACACAGUGUCCUCUGACAAACUGACCCACAUCCACACCUUCCACACCACAUUCACUGAGCCAGUCUACCCCGCAUUCAGGAUUAGAAUAGACCCACAAAACUCCUCAGUGUCUUUGUGUGACAUAGUAUAGAACAGUCUCCUGGGUAGAGAAGCAUUAGAGAAGGUGCAACGCUGCUGUAACAUGGGCAGUAAAUGGCUUAACACACAUGGGCAUUAAAUGGCUUAAACUAAGCCAAAACCAUGGGAUGCAUUAACAAUGCUGAAAACACAGACAACAAACAGAAAGUAAAUUUAAAUUUUCACCAGCAAAAAAAAAGACACAA
This is a messenger RNA of Scatophagus argus, 4215 nucleotides long. Its product is annotated as protein NLRC3-like. The transcript has 11 exons. Gene Ontology annotation, molecular function: protein binding. The coding region runs from base 672 to 4022 and encodes 1116 amino acids. Lineage: Eukaryota; Metazoa; Chordata; Actinopteri; Scatophagidae. The record is from RefSeq and is a predicted model, not a curated record.